CCCGGACGCCAAAACCGCGGCAGGACAGGACAGGACGAGGACACGAUCGAGCACUCCCCAUCGCGCCGGUCGGCUGCAGCUCCGAGUGGUACUCGUAGUCUCGUACUCGUGCGCGUGCGUCCAUUCCAUGGCGGCGGCGGCGGCGGCGUUCACGCGCAGGAGGCACGGCGCGGCGGCGCCGGGGGCGGAGUGGGCGGCGGUGUCCGGAGCGGGGGCGUGGCGCGUGGAGGAGGUCGGGAAGCACCAGCUGAUGCGGCGGACGGGGCUCCCCGCGCGCGACCUCCGCGGGCUCGACCCGGCGCUGUCGUGCCCGUGCAGCAUCACGGGCCGGGACCGCGCCGUCGUCGUCAACCUGGAGCGCGCACGCGCCGUCAUCACGGCCACCGAGGUGCUCGUCCCGGCGCCGCGGGACCCCGCCGUCGCGCCGCUCGUCGGCAACCUCCUCGCGCGCCUGGCCGCCUCGCCCACGCCGGACGACGGGCAACCGUCUGCACGACGCGACAAGGCCCUGCCGUUCGAGUUCAGGGCGCUGGAGGUGUGCCUCGAGUUCUCAUGCAAGUCACUAGAACAAGAGACUUGCACACUGGAGAAGGAGGCGUACCCAGCCUUGGAUGAGCUCAGCUCCAAUGUCAGCACUCUCAAUCUUGAGCGAGCGAGGCAAAUCAAGAGCCGUUUGCUUGCCAUCUCCGGGAGAGUUCAGAAGGUCAGGGACGAACUGGAACACUUGCUAGACGACGACGUGGACAUGGCCGCCAUGCACCUAUCCGACAAGCUCGCCUACUACCAAGCCGCCGUUGAUGGCCGCUCAGCGAGAUUCGACACCAACAACGAACCGAGCGAAUUCGACGAAGAGAGGGGCCGAGAAGAAGACGAAGAAGGCGAGGGGUCGUUCUCUGAAGGCGGCAAUGGCAAUGGGACCUCCGUCGUCGGCUUCACGCCCAAAAUCGACGAGCUGGAGAACCUUCUGGAGGCCUACUUCGUGCAGGUCGACGGCACCCUCAACAAGCUCUCCACUCUGCGCGAGUACGUGGACGACACGGAGGACUACAUCAACAUAAUGCUGGACGACAAGCAGAACCAGCUGCUGCAGAUGGGGAUCUUGCUGUCGACGGCCACGCUGGUGAUGAGCUGCGCCAUCGCGAUCACGGGCGUCUUCGGCAUGAACAUCACGAUCCCGCUCUACACUGCCUCCACCGAAGGCGUCUUCUGGGAGGUCACCGGCGGCAUCGUCGGCGCCACCGUCGCCAUCUACCUCGUCGCCCUCAUCUUCUUCAAGAGGAGCGGUAUACUGCAGUGAUCGAGCCAGUGACAUGCAUGUCAUGCAUGGCCAUGGGAAGAAUGGACCAUCGUCUGUUCUUUUUCCUUUUGAUAAUAGAUCGAGAGAUGAUCGUACUUGCUUUGACGUGAGCUGAGGAAUGCAAAUGCGAACAUGGGAUGGCGAGAGAGGAAGAUCGAGGCACUGACCUGCUAUAAGCCUAUAAGGUUUCUGUGUUCAUGUCUCCCUUGCUGCGCUUUUAUCUAGUCGCGGAAGUUUGGGCAGUUUCUCGUCACAACACUUGUUUUGGGAGAAGUACCAGAAUAC
Molecule: messenger RNA, 1582 nt
Organism: Sorghum bicolor (sorghum)
Lineage: Eukaryota; Viridiplantae; Streptophyta; Magnoliopsida; Poales; Poaceae
Product: putative magnesium transporter MRS2-D
Exons: 6
Coding region: 128-1297 (389 amino acids)
Biological process (GO): transmembrane transport; magnesium ion transport
Cellular component (GO): membrane
Molecular function (GO): magnesium ion transmembrane transporter activity
Source: RefSeq, a predicted model, not a curated record